Molecule: messenger RNA, 1707 nt
Organism: Papaver somniferum (opium poppy)
Lineage: Eukaryota; Viridiplantae; Streptophyta; Magnoliopsida; Ranunculales; Papaveraceae
Product: protein FAR1-RELATED SEQUENCE 5-like
Exons: 1
Coding region: 1-1707 (568 amino acids)
Biological process (GO): regulation of DNA-templated transcription
Molecular function (GO): zinc ion binding
Source: RefSeq, a predicted model, not a curated record
AUGGUUUCUGCAGGAUUUGGAGCAACUAGGAUUUUUUCGUAUAUGAGCGAAGAAGCAGGAGGGCCGCAAAAUCUUAAUUUUACUCAAGAAGAUUGUAAUAAUUUGGUGCAGGCAAAACGUAUUGAUCAUCUAAAAGAAGGUGAUGCGAAAGUUCUUUUAGCUUAUUUCAAAAGAAAGCAAAAAGAAAAUAAGUCAUUUUUCUACACUAUUCAAGUUGGCGAUGACGACCGUAUUAUGAAUUGUUUCUGGUGCAAUGAUAAAUCUAGACUACAUUAUAGACUUUUUGGCGAUGUUGUUUGUUUUGGCACCACAUUUAAGACUAAUGGUUAUGACAUGCCAUUUGCACCAAUUGUUGGGGUGAACAAUCAUGGUCAGACUAUACUUCUCGGAUGUGCUUUACUAAAAAACGAGACUACAGAUUCAUUUGUAUGGUUGUUUGAAACAUUCCUAGAUGUAAUGGAAGGAAAAGAAAUGAAAACUAUAUUCACUGAUCAGGCAAGUCAGAUGGCUACAACAAUUAAACAGGUAUUUCUUAAUGCUCAUCAUCGUUUGUGUUUACGGCAUAUUUUUCAAAAUGCUUCCAAGCAUUUGUCAAAUAUAUUUGGUACUCAUAAAUCAUUUGCAAGUGAUUUUAGAAAAUGUAUUUAUGAUUACGAGACUGAGGAUGAGUUUUUGUUGGGCUGGGAGCAAUUACUUGAAACAUACGACUUAAAAGAUAACAAAUGGUUGAAUAACUUGUUCAAGUUACGUGACAAAUGGUCACAAGUAUACGGAAGAGAACAUUUUUGUGCUGGUAUGACAACCACUCAAAGAAGCGAGAGUAUUAAUAAUUACUUCAAGAAAUACUUUAAGAAGAAACAAACUCUUUCAGAAUUUGUGGUCCAGUCUAAUAAAAUAGUGGAUGCGCGGCGUGAAAAGGCUAGAAAAGCGGACCACAUAUCUGUGUCGACGCAACCAGACCUGACAUCAGUAUGGGAAGUAGAAAAAAAAGCGGCUGAAAUAUAUACUCGAAAUACUUUCAAUGAAUUCCAUUCGGAACUUCUGAGGCUCGUUGAUCUUUAUUUUGAACUCGAUACUGAUGACGGAACAACAAACAUAUAUAAAGUAUCAUCAUAUAUUGGAGAAAGGGAGCCUCGUACAGUACGUAUCACUUCCUCUAACCUUACAUUUCAGUUUAGCUGCAGAAAAUUUGAAUUUUCCGGUAUAUUAUGUGCUCAUAUCUUGAAAGUACUUCGCCAUUUAAAGUUAUUUGAUCUCCCAUCUCAUUAUUACCUAAAGAGGUGGACCAUAGAGGCGUCAAAUAUUAUUGUAGUAUUUGAUUCUCAGGGAAAUAACAUAAUGGUUGAUUGCGAUCCGUCGCUAUAUACACGUUAUAGUGAGUUGUCUCACUUAGCAUUAUCGGUAGCUAAAAGUGGUUGUGUAAAUGAGGAACUAAGUAUAGUUACAAAACAAGCGUUAUUGAGGGUUCUAGAAGAGAUUAAGUCUCACUCGACGACCCAGCCGAGUAGCAUGGAAGAUGUUUAUGAAAGGAAUUUGCUUGAAAGAGAUGACGAAGAUAUUCAACAAGUGAACAUAACUGUUAAAGAUCCCAUUCGGAAAAAAAAAAAAGAGGAGAGUCUUCCAAAAGACACAAGAGCGGUCCAUAGAAAGGAAAAAAAGGGAAAAAAACUCGCAAAGGUAUCACUUGUCAACUAUCCUGAAAUUUAA